UCUCCAAAAAAGGCAAAGAAGAAGACAGAAGGAGGUGGUUCCAAUGUAUUCUCCAUGUUCGAUCAAACCCAGAUUCAGGAGUUUAAAGAGGCUUUUACCAUUAUGGAUCAGAAUAGAGAUGGCUUCAUUGACAAAGCAGACCUGAGAGAUACAUUUGCUGCAUUGGGUCGCUUGAAUGUCAAGAAUGAAGAGCUAGAAGCCAUGGUGCAGGAAGCUCCUGGUGCCAUUAACUUCACUAUUUUCCUGACUAUGUUUGGUGAAAAACUGAAAGGCACGGACCCAGAAGAGACCAUUCUGAAUGCUUUUAAGAUUUUCGACCCAGAAGGAAAAGGCCACAUAAAGGCAGACUACAUCAAAGAAAUGCUUAUGACACAGGCAGACCGAUUCAGUCAAGAAGAGGUCAGCCAGAUGUUUGCUGCUUUCCCUCCAGAUGUCUCCGGUAAUCUUGACUAUAAGAACCUUUGUUAUGUUAUCACCCAUGGUGAGGAGAAGGACUAA
Molecule: messenger RNA, 498 nt
Organism: Emys orbicularis (European pond turtle)
Lineage: Eukaryota; Metazoa; Chordata; Testudines; Emydidae
Gene: MYL10
Product: myosin light chain 10
Exons: 6
Coding region: 55-498 (147 amino acids)
Cellular component (GO): cytoplasm; mitochondrion
Molecular function (GO): calcium ion binding
Source: RefSeq, a predicted model, not a curated record